Molecule: messenger RNA, 780 nt
Organism: Rhizoctonia solani
Lineage: Eukaryota; Fungi; Basidiomycota; Agaricomycetes; Cantharellales; Ceratobasidiaceae
Product: ATP synthase subunit D
Exons: 4
Coding region: 1-780 (259 amino acids)
Biological process (GO): vacuolar acidification
Cellular component (GO): fungal-type vacuole membrane; vacuolar proton-transporting V-type ATPase complex
Molecular function (GO): proton-transporting ATPase activity, rotational mechanism
Source: RefSeq, a predicted model, not a curated record
AUGUCUGGACAAGGUGCUCGGGAGAAUGUGUUCCCCACACGUAUGACAUUGACGCUCACCAAGACGCGUCUGAAGAGUGCACAGACCGGACAUUCACUUUUGGCUAAGAAACGAGAUGCCCUUACAUUGAGAUUCCGUGCAAUCCUUAAGAAAGUUGACGAGGCUAAAAGGCAAAUGGGACGUGUCAUGCAACUCGCUGCGUUCUCGAUGGCCGAGGCGACCUAUGCUGCUGGUGACAUUUCCUAUUCUAUACAGAAGCAAGCCAAGUCACCAAGCUUCAAGGUUAAGGCCAAACAAGAGAACGUAUCUGGAGUUGUUCUUCCCACAUUUGAAGUAGAGGAGAUUGGUGGUAACGACUUUAAUCUGGCCGGUCUAUCUCGAGGUGGCCAACAAAUUCAGAAGACAAGACAAACGUACGUCAACGCGGUAAAGACUUUGGUGGAAUUAGCCUCGCUUCAAACGGCCUUUACUAUUUUGGACGAAGUGAUUCGCGCAACCAAUCGACGAGUCAACGCGAUCGAGCAUGUUGUUAUUCCCCGAUUAGAGAACACAAUCGCCUACAUUAUCUCCGAGUUGGAUGAGGCAGAUCGUGAGGAAUUUUUCAGACUAAAGAAAGUUCAAGGAAAGAAGAAACGCGAUGCGGCGAUCGCGGAGGCGGAGCGGCUAGCAUUGCAGGAGGCAGCCGAGAAGUCUGGAGGUGUACCUGCUGCUGCAGCCCCAGACGGAGACGAUGCACCUUCAAACUUACUAGGUGAUAAGGAUGAGGAUGUUAUUUUCUAA